Messenger RNA from Racocetra persica, 223 nucleotides. The record is from the annotation of a GenBank genome assembly. NCBI's taxonomy places the organism in Eukaryota, Fungi, Glomeromycota, Glomeromycetes, Diversisporales, Gigasporaceae.
UUUUAUUCUUGGUCAUUAUUCUUCUUUACUAAAAGUCAAGGUCGAUGAAAAUCUAAUUCAUCUAGCUAAACAAUAUGGUGGUAUUUUCCGUUUACAUAAAUUGUUUAACGAACCUCAAAUCGUAAUUACCGAUCCCAAACUUGUUCAAACAAUUCUAAAUUCAUACGACUAUCAAGGUUUUAAUGCUAGAUCUCUAAGUUAUGAUCUUUUUGGAAGUGGAGUG